Messenger RNA from Entamoeba invadens IP1, 573 nucleotides. Its product is annotated as small COPII coat GTPase SAR1, putative. Gene Ontology annotation, molecular function: GTP binding; GTPase activity. Bases 1 to 573 code for a protein of 190 amino acids. NCBI's taxonomy places the organism in Eukaryota, Evosea, Mastigamoebida, Endamoebidae. The transcript has a single exon. Gene Ontology annotation, biological process: endoplasmic reticulum to Golgi vesicle-mediated transport; intracellular protein transport; membrane organization. Gene Ontology annotation, cellular component: endoplasmic reticulum exit site; COPII vesicle coat. The record is from RefSeq and is a predicted model, not a curated record.
AUGUGGAUUUGGGAGUGGUUCUGGAAUUUAUUAGCGGAGCUUGGUCUUGCUUACAAAUCAGGUAAAAUGUUGUUCUUAGGCUUGGACUAUGCUGGGAAGACUACACUUCUCCACUUAUUAAAAGACGGGAAGGUCUCACAACACAUCCCAACACAGCAACCGACCAUGGAAGAGUUAGUGAUGGGCAACAUCAAGUUCAACACUUAUGACUUAGGAGGACAUACACCAGCUCGUAAAGUCUGGCAACAGUAUUAUACUGAAGUCGACGCAGUAGUUUUCAUUGUCGACUGUGCUGCUCCGGAGAGAUUUACAGACUCAAAGAUGGAACUCGACGCACUCUUAAAAGACCCAUUCUUGCAAACAACCCCAUUCCUCAUUUUUGGUAACAAAAUCGAUAUGCCGGGAGCAGUCUCAGAACAACAACUCAGAGAUGCUAUGGGUUUGACUCAUACUACUGGAAAAGGAAAUGUACCAUGUGAAGGGAUUCGACCAAUCGAAGUCUUCAUGACGUCGAUCGUCAACAAACAGGGAUAUACAGAAGGUUUUAAGUGGAUCUCUCAGUACCUCAAGUAA